CAAAAAUCAUAUCACGCUCGCUUUGUUUACAAAGCAGUCAAAAUACUCGAAUCUGUUAGUUUUACAUAACUCAAAAACUAUAUAAAUUGUAAAAAAUAACUGAUUUUUGUCGACUAAACGAACGUUAGAAAUGGCCAAUCCCCCGUCGCGAAGUCUAAUGAAAAUCCUGUUCAGUAAUUUCAUAAAUUCGUUAAAACCUCGACAGCUGAAGGGCAACUUCAUGGGAGAAGACUACCUUGGAAAUAAGUACUUCGAGAUACCGGCGAAUCCAUCAUUGGGCCAGCGAAGAGCGCAGCGCUGGUUCGAACCAAGUGAAAAAGAGGCCUACAAUCAGGAGGUCACGGCCGAAUGGGAAGCCUGGCUCCGUGGAAGGAGGAAGGAAGCACCUACUGAACAGGAGUUGAUGCGCAACCUAGCCAUCAUGAAGAUGAAGGAGAAAAACGCGGCCGAGUUGGAAGCCAAAUAUAGCAAACCGAAAGACUUGGCCGAACUACCGAAGAACCCCACUGGAAUGGGAUCGUUUCCACAGUAUGAUGAAUAUGAAAUUAUGCCCGGGAAGAAGAAGAAUGAAAAGUAGAAUCGAAAUUGAAGGAUAUAUCGGAUCAAACUGAACUCCUGGUGAUGUCAGUUUUAAAAUAAUAGAUUAAUUUAUUUGUUACUGAAGAGAAGCGUAAUUGUGUAUAUACAAUUAUAUUAGUAAGGAUAAUAAAUUGUUUUUCGAAAA
This is a messenger RNA of Aedes aegypti (yellow fever mosquito), 724 nucleotides long. RefSeq names its product mimitin, mitochondrial. The record is from RefSeq and is a predicted model, not a curated record. Bases 131 to 577 code for a protein of 148 amino acids. Gene Ontology annotation, cellular component: membrane. Lineage: Eukaryota; Metazoa; Arthropoda; Insecta; Diptera; Culicidae. Gene Ontology annotation, biological process: mitochondrial respiratory chain complex I assembly. The transcript is spliced from 2 exons.